AUGGGCGAAGAAAUACAAGCGGACGACGGAAAAGUGACUUUAAAACGAAAAAUAACUCUUUUCAACGGUGUCGGAAUUAUUAUCGGCACUAUAAUAGGAUCAGGAAUUUUUAUAUCACCUACUGGAGUUUAUCUUUACACUGGAUCGGUAGCAGCUUCACUAUUAAUAUGGCUUAUAUGCGGGCUCUUAUCAACGUUAGGCGCCCUUUGCUAUGCCGAGCUGGGGACUUCCAUAGCGAGAUCUGGCGGUGAUUAUGCGUACAUCUACACGGCCUUCGGGCCUUUACCUGCAUUUCUCAGAAUGUGGAUUGCGCUGCUUAUAAUUAGACCUACGACGCAAGCUAUAGUCGCUCUAACGUUCGGACAUUACGUGGUGAAACCUUUCUUCCCUGAAUGCGAACCACCACAGAACGCUGUCAAACUUUUGGCGGCUGUUUGUUUGUGUAUAUUAACAGCAAUCAACUGCAUUAGCGUACGAUGGACUAUGCGGAUUCAAGAUGUCUUCACGACCUCUAAAUUACUAGCAUUAAUUGUCAUCAUAAUAUCAGGCCUAUAUUACAUUGGAAUUGGUCACUCUGAAAACUUCGAGAAUGCACUCGAAGGAGAGUACGGCGCUGGGCAAAUUGCGUUGGCUUUUUAUUCCGGGCUGUUUGCUUUCGGCGGUUGGAAUUAUUUGAACUUCGUCACAGAAGAGCUCCAGGAUCCAUACAAGAAUUUACCUCGCGCGAUUUGGAUCGCUAUGCCGAUGGUGACUAUUAUCUACGUGAUGGCGAACUUGGCCUACUUUGCUGUUGUCUCGAAGAUGGAAAUGAUGUCAAAUCCCGCCGUUGCUGUGAUUUUCGGUGAUCGCUUAUUUGGAAGUUGGAGCUGGCUGAUACCAAUUUUCGUGGCCUUGUCUACUUUUGGAGGUGUUAAUGGAGUGUUGUUCACCUCAGCGAGGCUCUUUGCGACCGGCGCCCAAGAAGGACACAUGCCUGCUUUCUUCUCACUAUUUCACAUUGACAAACAGACACCGAUACCUUCGCUUAUAUUUACUUGCUUCUUCUCUCUUCUCAUGCUGACUACGAGCAACGUAUUCGACCUCAUUAACUACUACUCACAAACUCUAUGGUUAUCUGUGGGAGCGUCUGUGGUUGGCAUGCUGUGGUUGCGACGGACUAGACCAGACUUACCUCGUCCGAUAAAGGUCAAUCUCGCCAUUCCUGCUCUUUUCCUCAUCGCUAUAGCGUGCCUCGUUCUUAUUCCAGUCUAUACCAGCCCUAAAGACACUGCCAUAGGCUUAGGAAUUCUUCUGUCGGGCAUCCCGGUUUAUUAUCUGUGUGUAAAAUGGCAGAGUAAACCCCACACCUACCAUAGAGCAUCUGGUUGUGUAUUAAGGUUCCUACAGAAGCUGUGCUCCUGCAUUUACGUAGACUCGUUAGAGAAAUUAUCGAAUGAAAAAUAA
This is a messenger RNA of Leptosia nina, 1443 nucleotides long. The record is from the annotation of a GenBank genome assembly. Lineage: Eukaryota; Metazoa; Arthropoda; Insecta; Lepidoptera; Pieridae.